Diplodia corticola is the source of this 1449-nucleotide messenger RNA. Its product is annotated as cysteine desulfurase. The record is from RefSeq and is a predicted model, not a curated record. Lineage: Eukaryota; Fungi; Ascomycota; Dothideomycetes; Botryosphaeriales; Botryosphaeriaceae. Gene Ontology annotation, molecular function: FAD binding; oxidoreductase activity. The coding region runs from base 1 to 1449 and encodes 482 amino acids. The transcript has 5 exons.
AUGCACACGCUUCCGCAAAAGGCCAGAGACGCAAUUGCGAACAUUCUUCCGUCCGACGAGAUCUUGGAACCUUCGUCGGAGCUCUAUGCCAAAGAGUCAAAGACGUGGGCAGCCCAGAAACAAAAACAUCCUGCUGUCGUUGUCCGGCCUGGAAACACAGAGAGGCUGCAGAAACUCGUGCCUUAUCUGUAUGACUCGGGCCUUGACUUCGCUAUCCGCUGCGGCGGCAUCGGAUCCAGCUCCGCCGAAGAUGUUGUCUUGAGCAUGAAGCAGUUCGACUCGUUCAAGUACAAUCAAGAGGACCGGACUGUCGUCGUUGGCGCUGGCCAGACAUGGGGCGACAUUGAGCGGAAGCUGGAAGAGGCGGCCCCGGGCCGCAUUGUUGUCUCAACCCGUGUGCCGUGGGUCGGAGUCGGCGGGUCCACUCUCAGCGGAGGCCUUUCCUGGGUGGGCACGCAGUUCGGUCUGGCUGCAGACCCCCAGAACAUGCUCGACGUGGAGAUUGUGCUCCGCGAUGGGCGAAAGCUAUGGGCUUCAAGCGAGCCUGACCUGCUGUGGGCGCUGCUCGUCACUGCCUUCCAUUUCCGCACGUAUCCGUACUCGACUUCCAUCCUCUCUGGCUACAUCUCGUUCCCCCCAAGCUCUCUUGAAGCCGUGUCCCACGGCGUUUCAGCGCACGCGGCUCGACCGGUCGACCCGCUCGUUUCAUUCCACUGCCUGAUCGCAAUCGUGGAUGAGAAACUCCCUAGCCAAAGCUCUUGGACCGAGUCGGCGGAUCAAAGCGACUCGAGCGGCAUCAACGUCGGCAUCUUCAUUUUCGAUGCCAGGGGCGAAGAGCAUGGUCGCAGCGAACAAGGCUUCAAGUGGGCGUUUGACAUUGCCGGGGCGGUGGACAAGACCACUGUCGUCAACAGUCUCCGAGAGGUGAAUGAACUUCAAGGGGGGAAUCAACAUCUGGUCGGGGUCAUGAACAGCUACGGGAACGCCUGCCUUGCCUCUGAAAUCGAUCCCGAGUUUGUCCUGCGCGGCAAAAACUGGGUGGAAAGCAUGGCCAAGAUGGACUCCAGACUGGGCCCAGGAACGUUGUUCCUUCUCGAGGUGAUGCCUGGGGAUUCGUUCCACGCCACCUCAGGGCCCGAGGAGACGGCAUGGCCGCACUCUUCCGUCUGCCACGUCCUGCAGCUCCUGACUGGGAGCCACCCGGAUUCAAGCUGCCCGGAAGAGCUGGCAACGCACGCCAUGGCCAUGGCGCCCUACGUUAUAAAGAAGUCACACUCCAAGGCAGACUUCUUCCCCAACUUUCUCGAGUCGCUCAAUGAUCGCAGUGCAAUUUUUGGCGUCAACUAUCCCAAACUGCAGCAGAUCAAGAAGAAGUACGACCCGAAGGCCAGGUUCAACAAGGGCUCGUGGAUUCCUCUUCCUGGGGAAGCUCCACGAUCUCACAUUUGA